CCCACACCCUUACCCCAAUUGGCUCUCCUUAUCCCGUCCUUCCUCUCCGUCCCGGUGUGCCUCCCAUCCAUCCUAUUCUGUCUGCAGCUGAGCAUCCAGGCGAGGUCGGAGGUGAUAAAGCGAGCCACCAAAGCCCUGCGCCAGCUGGGCGAGAAGAGCAGGAAGAGAGGCGGCGAUGGCAGCGGGGAGCUUCUACGGAAGGACCCAGCCGAGAUGACUUUUGAUGAGGCUCUGACGCACCUGCGGCAGUCGCAGGCCCACCUGGACACCCUGAGCCACCCCUUCAUUCUGUCCCUCAAAGACUGCCAGCAGAGGUACGAUCAACUUUAUGAUUUGUCCCGAUCCGAGAGGUCAAAAGUACAUGAGCUGGCAGUCACCAUGGCAACUGAUGGACAGCCCCUGGAUCGCGUUGGAGAGCUUCUGCGUGUGGCUGUUGGACCCAUGGAGCUGUCUGUGAAAACGGUGCUCGGUGACGCCAUGGAGCGAGUAGUGGCUGCACUCAGUGGAGACCUGGACGCCCUGACAAAUUACCCACAACCCCUCAGGGUCCUGGAGGCCAUGGUGACCGCGGUGCACAAUAAUGUGCAGAGUGGUGACAGCGCGGUGACCUCGGAUGACCUCCUGGCGUGGUUGCAUCCGUUCUGCGGCGACGCGGCGCUCCCCGUUCGGCCCCGCAUCGACGUGCUGCAGAUCCUGGAGAGUAACUUCAGCCUCCGGGACAGUGACGUGCGUCUUCUGCUGCUCUACAGAACUCAGGCGGUGCUCAAAGGCAGAGAGGUAACGCGCUGCGCUCGAAAACGCUCAGGCGGCCGCGGCUCAUCAGCCCCACUCGAAGAGUCGGCCGGCAUGCGUUACUUGAGAAACAACUUUACAACACUGCCACUUGAUUCGAUGGGAGCCAGAGAUGGAUCUUUUUUUUUUUCUCGUUUUCUUCUCUCCGAGGCCGUAACAUCAAACGCUGGGUCGUAGGUUUUGAAGAGAUACUCAAGAUUGAGGCUAAAGGGAAGAGACAAGUGGACGGAGAAACGGGUAGAAGCGUAGAGGUGAUUAUUUUGUAAGAGGAUGGAUAAGUGGCCCCACACUCCCAUCUAGACGCAGUAAUGUAAUGACAUAUACAUUCCCAUCAUGUAACAUCAUGGGCUCUGAGCUGUAAAGGAGGUGGUGGCUCUGCCUGCCGACCACCCGUCUCCCCGGUGUCACCAACCAUCCAGCGUCAUUAAGUUUCUUGACUGACUAAUUAAAGGCCCCAAGCCUGGUCAAUUAAUGUGUAAAUGCAUGCGCGCAGCCGCAGGGCCAUUGUCAGUGCAGGUAGACAGGUGUGUGUGUGUGUGUGUGUGUGUGUGG
Molecule: messenger RNA, 1344 nt
Organism: Gasterosteus aculeatus aculeatus (three-spined stickleback)
Lineage: Eukaryota; Metazoa; Chordata; Actinopteri; Perciformes; Gasterosteidae
Source: RefSeq, a predicted model, not a curated record